AUGAAGUUACGAUCGAUCCCGGUCUGCCACGGGCGAAGGCAGAGGCCGGGUUCGGGUUCGGCUGCUCCUGCUGCGUCGGUUGCUGAACCUCCAGCGGGGACUCUCCAAAUAUAUCAUCGAAAUGGUCGUGAUACGGCUGCUGCUGCUCUUGUUGAUGAGCAUGAAUUGAGCCGAACAUGCGGUCGAUCGUCGCCUCAUCAAUGUCAUCGGCGACACCGAGAACAUGCACAUGUAUCGAUGGACUCGCAAAUUCCAGCAAUCUCGAGGAAGACGUGCCGGUGUCGAUAUUUCUACGUUUCUGUACAGAAUUCGAACUACGACCACCAUUAG
Messenger RNA from Striga asiatica, 330 nucleotides. The record is from the annotation of a GenBank genome assembly. Lineage: Eukaryota; Viridiplantae; Streptophyta; Magnoliopsida; Lamiales; Orobanchaceae.